AUGCUAUUGGGCACUCUUCGUAUAGCUGCGACUAAAGCUUCAAUCGCAUCCCAAGCGAAAUCCAUUUCUGUUCCGAAACCGAAGAGAAGAAGAUUAUCUGAUAGUGCCACCCAACUUAAUGAUGACCGAGCAUGCGAUGAGGAUAUCACGUCGGGCGCGAAGCUGUCGACAGCUUCCGGUUCCGACCUUCGACGAUUGAAGCGGAUUACGACAACAGACCUGGAGCGACGUGAGAAACGUCUUGCACUGAAGGAACAAAAUCUUAGGGACCGAAUGAAUGAACUUGACGAGCGGAUCCAGUCCCUUUCUAAAAAGGAGGACCAGACGUCCCAGAUUAUAUCACAAAUCGCAGAACGGGAAGCUCAGUCGAUACUAAGACAACUCGAAGAACAUUUCACGUGUGCACUAUGCUACGAAAUUCUUGCAUCUCCUUAUUCGUUGACCCCGUCUCAUUGUGGCCACACAUUCUGCGGUCUCUGCAUUCUUAAAUGGUUCUUUUCCCGCUUACAUCGCGUAUGCGGACUUUGGCACGAAUCUGUCGAUUGCCCAAUAUGCCGCAGUGUCCUAACCCCUACACCCGAACGCAUCCCUCGCUUACAAUCGACAUUCCCGUUUGUUCCUAAUCGUGUUACCGCGUCGGUCGUCGAGUCUCUUGUCGAGAAGCUCAUCAAUCCGCCGCUAUAUUCGCAAGCAAAUGUAAAGAAAGAAGAAAUAGAAAGCACGUGGGGAUCACAAUCGAGAAAGCAUCGCGGCAGAGGAUGUGUUCGGAAGAGGGAACCAUCGGAAGAAAAGGAUUCUGAAAAGGUCUCGGAUACCUUGGACGUGAUUGCCUGGAGAGAGGGUGGACACUUAAGGACGGAGUGGCUUAAAAAGGAUAGAGAAGGCAAGAAAGAAAUGGCCUACAUAUUGAACCAUUGGAGCACGAUGGGAUCGCAAGAUUUCAUUAACAUGAAGCAGAAACUCGGCGUUUAG
This is a messenger RNA of Psilocybe cubensis, 972 nucleotides long. RefSeq lists its product as uncharacterized. The record is from RefSeq and is a predicted model, not a curated record. The coding region runs from base 1 to 972 and encodes 323 amino acids. Gene Ontology annotation, molecular function: metal ion binding. NCBI's taxonomy places the organism in Eukaryota, Fungi, Basidiomycota, Agaricomycetes, Agaricales, Agrocybaceae. The transcript is spliced from 3 exons.